Molecule: messenger RNA, 795 nt
Organism: Alternaria incomplexa
Lineage: Eukaryota; Fungi; Ascomycota; Dothideomycetes; Pleosporales; Pleosporaceae
Exons: 2
Coding region: 1-795 (264 amino acids)
Source: RefSeq, a predicted model, not a curated record
AUGGCGAGCCCGGAAAACAACACCGACUUGUUGCAAUACAUUGCGCGGUCACUUGGAGAGGAAGAAGAGUUCCAUUUCUUACGAUUCGAAAAGCUUCAGCGGACCAACAUCGUCGCACAGCAGAUGCAGCUAUUUGAGCUCAGGCUGAAAUUUGAGAACGCACAAAGUGCGUCAGACGAUGACCUCAGCGAUCUCAAGAACAGCCUUAAAGACUACGUCACUGCGAUUCGAGACUACCAGUUCAUUCGAAGUCGAAAGAGUGUGGAGAGGGAAGACAUGCAUCAGAGGAGACUUUUGCUGCAAGCAUGGUUCCAGCCUAGGUUUGGGAAUGGCGACGUGUUCUGGUCUCACUACGCCUACUUCGACGAGACCGCAGCCACAAUUGACCCUUUCCGGAGCUUUUUGAUGAGCAAACUGCCCAUCUACUUGACCUACACUAAGAACGAGCGAUCUGACCGGCAGGCAGCGUACACCGACGGCAAGGGGCCCAAGGAUGUGUCGCCAUUUGUCGAUCAUCUCGCGCGCUUCGUGAUAGCAAUCACGGGUGGCCUAUUCCUCAUCGUCCCAAUGCUCGUCAUGGCUUUCAAUACAUCGCAAAGGAAAAGCCUCAUCACGGUCUCGUUAUCGGUAUUCCUGUUCGCCCUCGCACUCUCAUUUGGAGUCAGAACUUCCAACAUCGAAGCGCUUGUCUCAACAGCGACGUAUGCUGCUGUUCUGGUGGUGUUCGUGGGGACGAGUUCUGGCGAUGGGGCCACUGUGGCAGCUGCAAGUAACUCCACAAUGGCAUCGCAGUGA